GAUGUUUUGACUUUUGACAUUGUUUUAGUGACAUUGACAUUAUGUACUAAGAAAUUGCGAUCUUGAAUAAAAUUCGCAAUUUAGAAGAAAAUAUUAAAAAUGUCCCUCGCUAAAAUCUUUUCACUUUCUUCUCGAGUGCGGGUUUGUGGUGCCAGCAGCACGCUCAUCCGGCAUGCUCAAUACAGCACCCCAAGUGAAGGCAAAGUGGAGAAGGUCUACCCACCAGAGGUACCAGGAUACAAAUAUGUGAAUGCUGAGGACCAAGACAUGAGCUUCAAAGCCAUGACUGAUAGAGCUGCUCAGACAAUCUUUUGGACUGAGUUGAUUAGAGGUUUUGCUGUUACUCUAGCUCAUAUUUUCAAGGAGCCAGCAACAAUUAACUACCCCUUUGAGAAGGGGCCCCUUUCCCCGCGGUUCAGAGGAGAGCAUGCUUUACGGCGUUAUCCCUCUGGGGAGGAGAGGUGCAUUGCUUGCAAGCUGUGCGAAGCUAUUUGUCCUGCACAGGCUAUUACAAUAGAAGCAGAAGAACGUAAGGACGGCUCUCGAAGGACGACACGCUACGAUAUCGACAUGACCAAGUGCAUCUACUGCGGCUUCUGUCAAGAGGCAUGCCCCGUAGACGCGAUCGUGGAAGGGCCCAACUUCGAGUUCUCGACCGAAACUCACGAAGAACUCCUCUACAAUAAGGAAAAGUUACUGUCGAACGGUGACAAAUGGGAGAGCGAAAUAGCUGCUAAUAUUAAAGCUGACCAUCUUUACCGUUAAAACUUAAAGUUAUUGCCAGGUUCUGAAAAUUACACAUUUCGUGGGUAAUUUUUAGAUUCUGGCAGCACUGAGUAGAUCAAUCUGCGUCAUAUCCAUUGGAUAAAACACGUAACAUAGGGAUAAUAAAUUAUAUUGUACUAUAAAUCAA
Messenger RNA from Zerene cesonia (dogface butterfly), 913 nucleotides. RefSeq names its product NADH-ubiquinone oxidoreductase subunit 8 (gene Ndufs8). Gene Ontology annotation, biological process: mitochondrial electron transport, NADH to ubiquinone; mitochondrial respiratory chain complex I assembly. Gene Ontology annotation, cellular component: membrane. Lineage: Eukaryota; Metazoa; Arthropoda; Insecta; Lepidoptera; Pieridae. The transcript has 5 exons. The record is from RefSeq and is a predicted model, not a curated record. Bases 100 to 765 code for a protein of 221 amino acids. Gene Ontology annotation, molecular function: 4 iron, 4 sulfur cluster binding; NADH dehydrogenase activity.